Arabidopsis arenosa is the source of this 1292-nucleotide messenger RNA. Lineage: Eukaryota; Viridiplantae; Streptophyta; Magnoliopsida; Brassicales; Brassicaceae. The record is from the annotation of a GenBank genome assembly.
CAACUUUUGUUUCGCCCAGGAAAGAAGCCGACAUGGAAGCAAAAGGGGCAGCACAGUGGAGCUCUAUCCUAGUUCCUUCUGUUCAAGAGAUGGUUAAGGAGAAGACGAUCACGACCGUUCCUCCCAGGUAUGUCCGGUCUGAUCAAAACAAAACUGAAGUCGAUGAUGAUUUUGAUGUGAAAACCGAGAUCCCAAUCAUCGAUAUGAAGCGUCUGUGUUCUUCAGCCACCAUGGAUUCUGAGGUUGAGAAACUCGACUUCGCUUGCAAAGAGUGGGGAUUUUUCCAGCUUGUAAACCAUGGAACAGAACCAAGUUUCUUGGACAAAGUAAAGUCAGAGAUUCAAGAUUUCUUCAACCUUCCCAUGGAAGAAAAGAAGAAGUUCUGGCAGCGACCAGAUGAGAUAGAAGGUUUCGGACAAGCUUUUGUGGUUUCAGAAGAUCAGAAACUAGAUUGGGCAGACUUGUUUUUCCAUACAGUGCAACCUGUUGAAUUACGCAAGCCUCACUUGUUCCCCAAGCUACCUCUUUCCUUUAGAGAUACAUUGGAGACGUAUUCUGCUGAAGUGCAGAGCGUAGCUAAGAUCUUAAUAGCGAAGAUGGCAAUUGCCCUAGAGACCAAACCAGAGGAACUGGAAAAGUUGUUUGAUGAUGUUGAUUCGAUUCAAAGUAUGAGGAUGAAUUACUACCCACCAUGUCCACAACCCGAUCAGGUUAUCGGUCUAACCCCGCAUUCUGAUUCGGUCGGACUCACCGUACUGAUGCAAGUGAAUGAAGUUGAAGGUCUCCAAAUCAAGAAAGAUGGGAAAUGGGUUCCUGUUAAACCUAUCCCAAAUGCUUUCAUCGUCAAUAUUGGAGACGUCUUAGAGAUCAUAACUAAUGGGACAUACAGAAGUAUAGAGCAUCGUGGAGUUGUGAAUUCAGAGAAAGAGAGGCUCUCUAUUGCAACGUUUCACAAUGUGGGAAUGUAUAAGGAAGUUGGUCCCGCGAAAAGCCUCGUUGAAAGACAAAAGGUUGCAAGAUUCAAAAGGCUGACCAUGAAAGAGUAUAGCGAUGGUUUGUUCUCUCGUACGCUCGACGGGAAAGCUUAUCUCGAUGCUUUGAGAAUCUAAAGAAAGCAAUGCCUUGUGGCCCAUUACUCUGUUUCUCCUCUGUUUUCUUGAUUUAUGCAAUAAAAAAUUCUCUAUAAUCUUAUCUUCGUUGUCUCUCUAUUUGCUUCAUUUUGUUAAAGACAAAAAUCUCCCGUAGAGAAUGCUAGCUUCUACGUAUUGCUACAAUAAGACAAUAAGUUUGUU